Aphis gossypii (cotton aphid) is the source of this 604-nucleotide messenger RNA. It is a transcript of the gene mRpL55, whose product is annotated as 39S ribosomal protein L55, mitochondrial. Gene Ontology annotation, cellular component: mitochondrial large ribosomal subunit. NCBI's taxonomy places the organism in Eukaryota, Metazoa, Arthropoda, Insecta, Hemiptera, Aphididae. Gene Ontology annotation, biological process: translation. The record is from RefSeq and is a predicted model, not a curated record. Bases 166 to 471 code for a protein of 101 amino acids. Gene Ontology annotation, molecular function: structural constituent of ribosome. The transcript has 3 exons.
UCAUUCUUAUAACUGGCUCUCUGUCGUCUCCAGCUCCAAUAACAUAUUAAAAUUCAAAAAUUGUUCUGUAUAAUAAUUGUCUAUAAGUUUUUAUUUUUUAAAUUCCAAGAAACACUUACACUCCGUUUCAUUGUUUGGUACCAGUGCAGUAAAUAGAAUAGAAAUAUGACUAAUAUCACCAGAUUUAGUCGCUUUUUUAGUAGCAAAUCAGCUGCUAUUACAAAAAUUCAUCGAAACAUUUAUCCACAACAUUACCUUACCAAAGUAAUUCAGCCAGAUGGUUCAAGUUUUACCAUUAGAUUCAACGAUCCUCGUAUGAUAAUUAAAUUACCUUUAGAUAUGAACUCAAUAAGUGAUGAAGAACGUAAACGCAGAUUGGAAGCAAGGAAGCCAAAACAAAAGGUUAAAAUAAUAGAGGAAUUGGAUGAUUCAUUUGACAGGACUAAGUAUCUAAAAUAUUUUAAAAAGUGAUAUCAAACAUGUUUAUAUACAGUGUAUACAAUUUGUACAAUGAAUAUGAAUGAAUGAUAAUUACUAUUAGAUGUAGGAUGUUCAAUAAUUAUAUAUGUAAUAUAACACAAAUAAAAUACAAUUUAAAAUUCAA